AUGGGGGACUUCAACGAAAUUCUGGACCCCAGUGAGAGAGGAAGUCUUCAGUUUUCCAGUAAUGGUAUUCUUGAUUUUAAAGUGUUUAUGCAGGAAUUGCAGGUACUCGAAAUUGCAGCAUCAAAUGGGAAAUUCACAUGGCACCGUGGCCCCUCCAAAAGCAAGUUGGAUAGACUCUUAAUCUCGCCUGAAUGGCUUACACAAUUCCCGGCUUUAAAAGUCUCCCUUCUCAAGAGAAUGGUUUCUGAUCAUUGUCCCUUAUUGGCGGUUUCUAAGGACAAAAAUUGGGGACCUAAGCCUUUUAGGUUCCUCAAUUGUUGGUUCUCAAAUCCUCAAUGCGCAAAAAUAAUUCAAGACUCGUGGAAUGGAUCCAAAGAAGCCUCGGUAAUGGAAAAAAUGCAAAAUGUCAAAAAAAGGCUGAUAGCAUGGAACAAAGUGGAGUUUGGCAAAAUUCAUGAAAAGAUUGAAGAGCUAGAAGACAAUAUCCAAGAGCUGGACCGCAAAGCAGAUGAGAAAUCCUUAGAAGAGAUUGAAAUAUCUUCAAGAAAGCAGUUGCAAAUGGAAUUGUGGCAGUGGUUAAAGACUCGAGAAUCAUAUUGGGCCCAAAACUCUUGA
Beta vulgaris subsp. vulgaris (sugar beet) is the source of this 615-nucleotide messenger RNA. RefSeq lists its product as uncharacterized. NCBI's taxonomy places the organism in Eukaryota, Viridiplantae, Streptophyta, Magnoliopsida, Caryophyllales, Amaranthaceae. Bases 1 to 615 code for a protein of 204 amino acids. The transcript has a single exon. The record is from RefSeq and is a predicted model, not a curated record.